UCCAAAGUUGGAAAGACUUCAUCAUUUCCAACAUGUCAUCAAGUACUUUGUUUCAUGUUCCAAGUAAAAUUAAAUUGCCAAUUAAUUUUUUAUCCUGGAAAGAGAAAGCAAUGAAGAAACUUAAAAUUAGAGAGAACAGCAAAAAAUUCUUAGAGAAAGCAUGGUAUUCUCCUUAGACUAAGAUGGUCUUCUCUCUCUCUCUCUCUCUUUUUUUUUUUUCUAAUACAAAACAUAAUCUGCCCGAUUUCAAGAGCCCUUGUUCGGCCCAGAGGGAUUGUUAGUUUGGAAAUACCCGCCUUACACUGUACUUGAGGUGGGAUCAUACACCCAACAAAGCGAAGUUAGUUGCAGCAGUGUGUACGGGGCAGAUGCUUACACCCCAUCCCACUCAUCUUCCACCACAAUCAAAUAUCUAUCGACUCAUCACUGUUUCAGGUCAGGGCUCAGUAACUCAACCAAUUCUACAAAACAGUGUUAUUGUUACAAGAUGUACCAGUUGGUUAAAGAAAAGGAACCAUCUGCUGGCAAUGAUGCAGGAUCUCAGAAAGUUCAUAAUCAUUUGGGUGUAACUAAGAGGAAGGUUGAAAGUUGUGAUACAGCUGAAACCACAUGUCAAAGCUUGAAGAUUAUAAAUAAUGAUAAAUCUGGGAGCACAAGGCAGAGAAUCACUGUUCAUGCUGUUACUCAGUCACAUCCUUCUCCUGUACUUUCCCUUGUAGAGAGUGUACCUCAAGGUGCACACAUUACACAUAUUAAAGUAGACAAUUCGGAUAAAAGGGCGCACAAUGAGCCAUCGUCAUCUAAAGUCCUGCAAGAUGUACAUAUAUCUGGACAGUUGAUGGAAGAUUUUCUUGAACUUGCAAAAGACAACACAGAUAAGGAUCUGGAAACCUGUGGGGUUCUCGGUGCUUUUCUUGAAAACAGGACUUUCUAUGUGACCACUCUGAUAAUACCAAAACAGGAUUCAACUUCCAGUUCUUGUCAAGCUGUUAAUGAGGAGGAAGUUUUUGCCAUACAAAAUGAACGGUCUCUUUUUCCCGUGGGAUGGAUUCAUAUUCAGAAAACUGCCUCAACAGAGAUGAACUCUUCUGUCUUUUUCAUUUCUGUUUUUCAGACACAUCCUUCUCAAAGUUGUUUUAUGUCAUCAGUAGAUCUGCACACUCAGUACUCAUAUCAGGCAAUGGUACCUGAGGCUUUUGCUAUUGUUGUGGCUCCAACUGAUUCCUCAAGAAGCUCCGGAAUAUUUCGGCUUACUGAUCCUUGUGGUAUGAGUGUACUGAAAAACUGCCAAGAGGAUGGAUUUCAUCCUCACAAAGAACCAGCUGAUGGGUGCCCCAUUUAUGAGAACUGCUCAAAUGUCUACACAAAUUCAAAUCUGAGGUUUGAGAUCUUUGACUUGCGCUGAUUCAUUAACAUGUCAACAAAUGCAGGUGUGCUUGUAAUAUAUACCAUAGAAGAUUAAUCAAUACAAGUGAACAGGGAUUUGCCAUAAGUUACUUCUGACCAAAGUUUGGUGGGGUAUUGGUAAUAUCUUAAUGGUGAUGUAUAUAACUGGAAAACGAAUAACUAUGACGACACUCUGUGUUGUGCCUUAUUUGCUUUGUAACUUCACCUGAAAACAGAGUCACUGGGGCUCGGUGUACUAUAUUUCUGAUACACAAGUCUUGAGAGGAAUAAUGCUCUCUAGAAGUAUUUGGGGAGACUGUAAAUACAGGUGAUCAUCAUGAUAAUAAAGAGGCUUCACAUCUGUUGUUCAAGAA
Messenger RNA from Mangifera indica (mango), 1760 nucleotides. Its product is annotated as AMSH-like ubiquitin thioesterase 2. Gene Ontology annotation, molecular function: K63-linked deubiquitinase activity; protein binding; metal-dependent deubiquitinase activity. The transcript has 11 exons. Gene Ontology annotation, cellular component: membrane; endosome. NCBI's taxonomy places the organism in Eukaryota, Viridiplantae, Streptophyta, Magnoliopsida, Sapindales, Anacardiaceae. The coding region runs from base 488 to 1405 and encodes 305 amino acids. The record is from RefSeq and is a predicted model, not a curated record. Gene Ontology annotation, biological process: protein K63-linked deubiquitination.